AUGCAGUCUCACAAUUUUGCCCAUAAUAUGCCCAUUGACUUAGUCUCCAUGCCCCACGAGGCUUAUCUGUGCGAUUAUGGAGAAGACUGGGCCGGGGUCACAAACCAAAAGGAGAGAAGAAAGUUGCAGAACAGACUCAACCAAAGAGCUCGUCGCCGGAGAAAAGCUCAGCGAGGGAGUGCCGGGGAAGAUGCCGCCGCCUCACACCAGGCACCAUGUACGAGCAUCAUUGCCUGCUCCGAGGAUGACAUGAUGAUGGGGGAGGCGACAUUAGACAACGUGGAUCGGAAACGUGGGCUCUUAACUCAAUUUGCCCAGAACGCCCUUACAAGCUACGCAAAAUGUCAGCCAAGUGCAGAUCACCUGCUCCGACUGAUUCAGCACAAUGUCGUGGAGAGCCUCACUGUGAAUUCGGCUAUGCUCGGCUUCACUGUCGACUGGCUCCUGUGUAGCUCGGUUUCCCCUUUUACUGUUUAUGGGCCGGAGAAGGAAUCAGGUGGCGGAUUCUUCCAGGCACCGUGCCCCUCAAACCUCCUUCCGACUGCUCUUCAAAAGCGAAUGCCGCAUCAUCCAUGGGUCGACCUGUUCCCUCUGCCUCAGAUGCGCGAUAACUUUCUUCUGGCUAUCUCGAAUAGUCUUUCUAUAGAAGGAGAACAGAAGCUCUGGGACGAUAUGAUUGAAGUAUGCGGCCAGACAGAUUGGGGUGGCAUGAUAGUGUGGGGUGAGCCCUGGGACCCAAGGAAUUGGGAGGUAACGCUGCCAUUCUUCAAGCGAUGGGGGUGGCUGUUGCUAGGGUGUCAUGAGAUUUUAGAGGCCACGAAUUAUUGGCGAAGGCAGAGAGGUGAAAGGCCUUUGGCAUAUCUGUCAUCAAGCCAUGCUUAA
Molecule: messenger RNA, 882 nt
Organism: Clonostachys rhizophaga
Lineage: Eukaryota; Fungi; Ascomycota; Sordariomycetes; Hypocreales; Bionectriaceae
Source: the annotation of a GenBank genome assembly